Molecule: messenger RNA, 899 nt
Organism: Camelina sativa (false flax)
Lineage: Eukaryota; Viridiplantae; Streptophyta; Magnoliopsida; Brassicales; Brassicaceae
Product: large ribosomal subunit protein eL20z
Source: RefSeq, a predicted model, not a curated record
AGCAAAAGAAAAAAAAACACAUAAGUUUUUUUUUUCUUUCUGUCUUCCGCUCUCUACGCAUUUAGCACGCUGACGACGAAGUUGAACAAGCAGCAGAACCAGCAGAAGAAGACAAAGCAAGCACGACGACUCUGUCUCUCUCUCUCUCGCAUAUAUAUCUUUUGAUACGAGAUUCAUCUGUCCUCUUCUCUUUCAAUCAAUCUCCUCGAGACAAUUUCUAAGAUCGAGCUUUUGACAUAUAUCAACGCUCGUCUACUUAUAUGGGGGAAACUGUUAAAGAGAGUGGAGAUGCCAGUUCAGAGCUGGUAAAAUCCAUUGGUGAUAAUAAGCAUGCCAGUCUCGUCAGACCAGCUGCCAAAUAUUACUCUGCUCUUAAAGAUGCUAUGGUUUGUGGGAAAGGAAGAUAUACACUUGUAAAAGAUGUGGACGAGGUAGAAAGUGGAGCUUAUUAUGACAAACCUCUUCCAUGCUUUGGUUGUGGCAUCGGAUGGUUCUCCUUUCUCCUGGGGUUUUUGUUCCCUCUAUUGUGGUACUAUGCGACAUUUCUCUAUUUCGGAAACUACUACCGCAAGGAUCCUAGAGAAAGAGCUGGCCUUGCUGCUUCCGCAAUCACUGCGAUGGGAUUCUCCCUCUUGCUACUGGUGAUUCUUGUUUUCAGGUGGUUCUAGUGGGUUCUUACUUAUACCGUCAGUCAUCAUAUACCAUAGUCUUGAGAGUCCCAUACUGGCGAAAGGAAUAUAGAGGAGGGACUUAGAUACUUGUCUGUACAUUCAUAUAUAUACCUCAUCUUUAUACUCAAGCUCUGUAUCAUUUUCUUCUCGCAAUAUACAAUUGUGUACAAAGAAAAGAGAAAAAUCAAUACAAUGAAACAAAAUGGUUGUUUCUUUCUUUUGAGCUGA